AAAGUAUUGAAACUAGAACACGGCUCUCUGCUGCUAACAUGGAGGGAAAAAAGACUCUUCUAGAGCUUCAAAAUUACAUUGGUGGGACAUUUGUUCCAAGUAAAGCCUACAUCAAUUCAUAUGAUCCUUCCAUAGGUGAAAUCUACUGCAGAGUGCCAGACAGUAGCAAUGAAGAGGUCAAUGCUGCGGUCAGUGCUGCCAAAGCUGCAUUUCCCAUCUGGUCCUCCUGGAGCCCCCAGGAUAGAUCUGCUGUCAUGAAUAAGUUGGCUGACCUUAUUGAGAGCCACAUGGAGGAAUUUGCACAAGCCGAAUCUAAAGACCAAGGCAAAACAGUGACAUUUGCUCGGACUAUAGAUAUACCACGAGCAGCGUACAACUUCCGAUUCUUUGCCUCUUCCAUCCUGCACCAUACUACGGAAUGCACACAGAUGGAUCACCUGAACUGCAUGCAUUACACCGUGCGCACCCCUGUUGGAGUUGCUGGUUUAAUCAGCCCCUGGAAUCUGCCCUUGUACUUGCUGACUUGGAAGAUUGCGCCUGCUAUUGCAAGUGGGAACACAGUUGUGGCAAAACCAAGUGAGAUGACCUCAGUCACAGCAUGGAUGAUGUGCAAGCUCCUGAAUGAAUCAGGUCUCCCACCAGGUGUUGUAAACAUUGUGUUUGGUAUUGGCCCAAGAGCUGGAGAGGCGCUUGUGUGUCACCCCGAUGUGCCCAUUAUCUCCUUUACUGGCAGUACUGUGACUGCCCAACGCAUUAUAGAGAAGAGCGCACCAUACUGCAAGAAAUUAUCAUUGGAACUUGGCGGAAAGAACCCAGCUAUCAUCUUUGAAGAUGCAAACCUAGACGAGUGUAUCAACACCACUGUCAGGUCAAGUUUUUCCAAUCAGGGAGAGAUUUGCCUUUGCACAAGUAGAAUUUAUGUUCAGCGGUCAAUUUAUGAGGAGUUUCUGAAAAGGUUUGUAGACACCACAAGAAAAUGGAAGGUGGGCACCCCCUCUGAUCCUACAGCCAGCAUGGGAGCUUUGAUUAGCCAAAAUCAUUUAGCAAAGGUGAAGAGUUAUGUCAAGAAGGCUUUAGAGGAAGGUGCCACUGUUGUGUGUGGAGAAGGUGUGGAUUCCUUAAACAUCCCACCAGAAAACCAAGGUGGCUAUUUCAUGCUGCCUACAAUUAUCACCGGAUUGAAAGAAGAGUCCUGUUGUAUGCAAGAAGAGAUCUUUGGGCCAGUAACAUGUGUAGUCCCAUUUGAUACAGAAGAAGAAGUUAUUGGAAAAGCCAAUGGAGUAAAAUAUGGCCUGGCAGCGACUAUCUGGACAAGAGACGUGGGACGCACCCACCGUGUCGCUAAGAGAUUGCAAGCUGGUCUUGUGUGGACCAACUGCUGGCUUGUAAGAGACCUUAACCUACCAUUUGGUGGUAUGAAAGCGUCAGGUCUGGGAAGAGAGGGGGCAAAAGAUUCAUAUGAGUUCUUCACUGAAGUGAAGACUGUCACAAUAAAACAUUAAUGUAUUAUUGAUUACCAAGCUGAAUGCUUUUCCAGAAUAAACUGCUCAGAUUGGUUUGGUAUAUACACUGUAUGCGUCAUUUAUUGUAAACAUAAUAUCCAUACGAAUAAAAGAAAGAUUGGCUUGUA
This is a messenger RNA of Pseudophryne corroboree (corroboree frog), 1630 nucleotides long. RefSeq names its product aldehyde dehydrogenase 8 family member A1 (gene ALDH8A1). NCBI's taxonomy places the organism in Eukaryota, Metazoa, Chordata, Amphibia, Anura, Myobatrachidae. Gene Ontology annotation, molecular function: retinal dehydrogenase (NAD+) activity. Gene Ontology annotation, biological process: retinoic acid metabolic process. The transcript has 7 exons. The record is from RefSeq and is a predicted model, not a curated record. The coding region runs from base 39 to 1502 and encodes 487 amino acids.